Gilbertella persicaria is the source of this 2487-nucleotide messenger RNA. RefSeq lists its product as uncharacterized. The record is from RefSeq and is a predicted model, not a curated record. The coding region runs from base 1 to 2487 and encodes 828 amino acids. Lineage: Eukaryota; Fungi; Mucoromycota; Mucoromycetes; Mucorales; Choanephoraceae. The transcript is spliced from 6 exons.
AUGAAACACAUCUCUCUGUUAGACUUGCCUAGUGAAAUUAUUCAAAGGAUUAUCAAUCUUUCUUCAACCAUUCCAGAACGACAAGCAUAUGAAUGUUGGUCUUAUCCAGAACAUAGCUAUUAUGAUCUCAAAUCAAUUGCACUCUGUUGCCGUCGUCUUUAUCUCUUAUGUCUACCCUUUUUAUGGAAACAUAAGGAGUUUAUUUUACCUGCACAAGACGACCAAAAGACAGACAAUGAUAAUGUACAUGUAGCCACAGAUAUUUUAUCUAAAAAAGCACAGUUUCAAUACAGUUAUUUGGGAGACUAUGUACGCUCACUUUACCGUGACUUGACCAACAGCCCUUAUUUUGAUUUACAUAAUUCGAUGAUUAUGGCUCAAUUGGUGUCCAACUUAAAAGCACUACGCAUCGAUUUCCAUCCCAUGACUCGUACUGAACAUUAUGGGUUGCGUUAUUUUGUAGAGCAUUGCCCUCAUCUCGGUGAGCUUUAUCUAAGUCAUUGUUGUGAUACUUUUGACGAUUUUUCAUCACUUAUUACUUUUCAACCUCCUUUGAUCUCACUCACACUUGUACACUGUACUAUCAAACAAACGACCUUUGAUAAACUAGCCGAAUUCUACAGUGCUUCACUAGAGAGUGUCUUUUUGGAACAAGUCUUGGUUGAACCAGAUCAACAAAGCCUAUUUCCUUAUCAACCCACAUCAAUCCCCCAAAGUUUAGUCCAGUCUUUAUUUCAAUCAUCUCGUCUUGUCCAACUUGCUCUAACGACAGACUCUAUGUCUAUCUCUCUUUUGUGUGUCUUGGUAGAUCAUGCACCCUACAUGGAAAAACUCACUAUCAUGUUAUACGAACUCAUACCUGUUUAUGUUCAACGCGCUAUUGAAACACUUUCCAGACUUGUUCAUCUCUCAACACUCUCCCUUAAAUUCAAUCAAUGCUAUCCAGAAAGUGGUGAAUAUACAAAGCUACCAUGUCAUGCACCCAGUUCAGCAUGGACUUUGUUUGCUACACAAUUUCCCAAACUCCAAUUACUUCAUAUUGCUACGACACGGCUACUUGUGACGCUUGAUUUUAUACCUAUUUUGUUGCGUUCUAGCCCUCUGUUAAAGAAUAUCAUGAUCCAUAACUUAGCCUUAGUGACAGAGCCCUACACCCAUGCCGCUGUUGCAAAAGGUCUCACAGACGACGUGAUGGCUACGCUUGUGCAUAAUUUUAACCAAUUCGAUAGCCGAGUAAAACAAGCUAUCUUAUUGGGUAUUAUUUGUAUGAGAAGAACAGACUUACUUGCUCUUGGAGAUGAAUUAACAAAGAUCACUCACAUUGCUAUGAAUGAUACUGAUGAAUUCGUCAAGACUUCUGCUCAUAUUCUUCAACAUUAUCCAUUGAAACAGCAGUUUGAUUUAAAUGUGGAUGUCUGGUCAAAUGGGUUCAGAGGUUUACUCCAAUCGAUUGGUACUUCAGUCAAACAAAAAGGAUUCAAUUUCCAUCCACUCGAAGACAUGAUCAAACAACCUGCUGCUCGUCAAGCACCCGCAUGUGUCUCUUCUACCUAUCAAGAUUACAAAUUGACAAGCACACAGCACUUUAACUUGACAUCCAAUCCAAACGAUAUCAUUUCUUCUGAGGCAAGACAUGCACGUUUUAAGGAACUGGUUGAGAUGGAAGAAAGAUCAGAACAAGCCGAAGUUCAAGCUGCUCAAGUGGUUGCUCAAAAAAGAGCGGGUGCUGAGUUAGGCAGCAUGGCUAAACGUAUGGCUGCUUCACCCACCAGCAACAGUCAAAAUCCUUUCCCUUAUCCACCUGCUGUUCAUCAUCGUAACACCAUGCCCCCAAGCCCUGGUGGUGUUCCAAUUAGCAGACAAGGUUCUGUUCCUCCAAGAAACUUUGCGCUUGGUCAACCUCCCGCACCUGGCUCUUCUUCUUUGUUCACAAAGCGUCCUGCAAGGCCUUCACCUGGUGGUGGUAAUGGAUUAUUUAUCAAACAAAACAAACCUACUGGAGGACAAAGACCUGUUCAUCGUGCUUCUAUUGGUAAUGCAGCUGCUAAUUUACCAAGAGGUUUACAACGUGUACAAAAGACACAAAUGCUUGACUUCAAUGCUGCUACUCAAUUUGAACAAGAUCAAGCAAAUGCCAUGAAGAAGGCGCAAGAUGACAUGAAAGCAAAAGCAGAAGCAAAGAAACAAGAAGUGGCUGAACGAAAGAGAAAAGCACAAGAAGAGAAGAGAGAAAGGGAUGAAGCAAAACGAUUACAAAAGGCUGCUGCUGCCGCAGAGAAAGCAGCCAAAAACACAGUGUUACCCAGAUCACCUAUCUCUAGACCUGCAUCACCAAAGACGCCUACUUCGCCUAUAUCACCUAAAAUUAAAGAUGAACAUGUCUUUAUGUCAGAAUUGCCUCAACAACAGCAACAACAAAACUCAAAUGACACGAAUGAUAAUUCACCUGCUCGUAGACUAUCUUCUGGAAAGUUGACUACUUUUUGA